Messenger RNA from Effrenium voratum, 1556 nucleotides. NCBI's taxonomy places the organism in Eukaryota, Dinophyceae, Suessiales, Symbiodiniaceae. The record is from the annotation of a GenBank genome assembly.
AAGCGCUUAAUUUACCAAAUGACCUUUGCAUGGCAUUGGUGCGGAUUUCUUUCGCUGUGACGUGACCAAAGCUGUAAGAGAUUCUUUGGACGACAGGGCGCGAAAUCGCCCAACUCACAGCUGCACCGUCAGGAUGGGCGCCAUUUUGUCGGAGCCUGUCACGGCCAUGGUGGUGGAACGGUCCUCCUCCUCCUGCUGGUCUGCGGCAGCUGUAACCAUGCAAGGGUGGAGAAGGACGCAUGAGGACGCCCACAUCCUGUGCAACCUGGAGUCUGGCGGUUCGCAAGGCUCCGGAGUCUUCGCAGUGCUGGACGGCCACGGCGGCAGCAGCGCGGCCUUUGGCGGGGCUCGGUUCCUAGAGGAGCAAUUGCGGCGGGUGGCGGAGAGGGCCCCGGGCGCGUCAGAGGCGUCUCGACUGCUGCAGGAAGCCUUCAUCGAGUGCGACACCAAGCUUCGCCAUCACCUGAGCAAUGAGGACCGGAGUGGCAGCACGGUGGUAGCUUGCAUCGUGACGCCCAGCAGAUCGCAGUACACGGUGCAGCUGGCGCAUGCUGGAGAUUCCCGCGCCGUCCUCUGCCGCGGCGGCCGCCUCUUCUGCUCCAAGGACCACAAGCCGAACCGCGAGGACGAGACCCGGCGCAUCGAGGCGGCCGGCGGGUCCGUGUCGCAGGGCCCCCUGGGCGGCGGCCCCAUGCGCGUGGACGGAGCGUUGGCGGUGAGCAGGGCCCUGGGGGACUUCCAUUUCAAGCCCGCGGGCAUGGACCCGGCCAGGUGCAAGGUGUCCGUGGUGCCAGAGGUCCAGACGAUCGAAAACUGCGCCUCAGGUGAUUGGGUGCUUCUCGCCUGUGACGGGAUCUUCGACGUCAUGGAGAACGAGGAGGUCAAAGACUUUAUAGAAGAUCACGCCUCCAAGAGCGGGGGCCGUAUCAGCGACGGGGCUCAGGUUUGCAUAGACUUGCUGCACCUCUGCCUGGACAGGGGAAGCAAGGACAACUGCACGGCCUGCUUCAUCCAGUUCGGUGAAUUUUCGGUGAGGAAGAGCCUGGAGCUGUUGCAGGGCCCCUGGCGGGCCGCCUCCCCAGAGGUGCAGGGCAAAUACGCGGAGUUCUUCAAGGACCACGGCUUCGAGGCGGAGGCGCUGGAGAUGACGACCCCUGGGCGCCGCCUGUCAGGUUCUUCGAAAGGGAAAGCCCAGGCCAGCGGAGCUCAGCCCAGCCCGGCGGAGCCCGCCAGGAAUGGCCACCUUCCGACCAUCGCCCGUGUCUUCCAGGCUGUGCGGGGGACCAGGGCGAUCCAAUCUGCCUGGAGAGCACGGAAGAGCCCGGCCGCGGAGAGCGCCUCUGGCACGGAGUAGAGACACAAGUUCUGCUUCUUGCCCCAGGCAGCUCUGAGCUUCAAUGUUUCCGGUUGGUAAAUGGAAAUCACCCACAGUUGGAAAGGCGGAGCUGAGACUCUGAGACUCUGAGACUCGUCCGCCGAACUCGCGACAGACUUCUUGCGAGACCUGCCGUCGGCGUUCACCAGGGGGGAGUUUUAUACCAGCCAUGGCUUAGCAU